Molecule: messenger RNA, 2042 nt
Organism: Sceloporus undulatus (fence lizard)
Lineage: Eukaryota; Metazoa; Chordata; Lepidosauria; Squamata; Phrynosomatidae
Gene: CSAD
Product: cysteine sulfinic acid decarboxylase
Exons: 15
Coding region: 396-1874 (492 amino acids)
Biological process (GO): carboxylic acid metabolic process
Cellular component (GO): cytoplasm
Molecular function (GO): sulfinoalanine decarboxylase activity; pyridoxal phosphate binding
Source: RefSeq, a predicted model, not a curated record
GAAGAGAAAAUUGAGGUUAUAUGAUAUCCAUAUUAAAUAUCUAAUGGGAUGUCAUGGACAAGAUACAGCAAAUUUAUUUUCUGCUGCUCCAGAGACUACAACAUAACCAAUGGAUUCACAUUAUGAGGAAAAAGAUUACACCUAGAGAUCACACAGAAUUUCUUGAUGAUAAGAGCUAUUCAACAAUGAAACAGACUGCCUUGGAGUGGUGGACUCACCCACUUUUGGAGCUCUUUAAACAGAGGUUAAAUGCCAUCUUUCAAAAGGUGUAUAUUCCUGCAUGCCAGGGGGCUGGACUACCUGGCCCUUGCAAUCCCUUCUAACUCUAGGAUUCUGUGAUUCUGUCCCAGAUGUAUACUUCAGAUCUGGAAACUAUUUGAAUCGUGGAGCUAACAAUGGCAGAAAAUGUUCUGUCACAUCCUGGCUUGGACAAAGAGUCUGGGGAACAAUUCCUUCAGGAAGCAUUCCAGAUCAUGAUAGAAGAAGGUGUGCGAAAGGGAAUGGAUGUCUCUGAAAAGGUGUGUGAUUGGAAGGAGCCAGAGGAGCUGCAACAAAUUCUGGACCUGGAUCUCAGAGAUAGCGGAGAACCGAAGGAAAGAUUGUUGGAGCGUUGUCGGGAUGUUAUCAGAUACAGUGUGAAAACAUGUCAUCCACGCUUUUUUAACCAACUGUUUUCAGGGCUUGAUCCACAUGCUCUGGCUGGACGCCUCAUCACAGAGAUGCUCAACACCAGCCAGUACACCUAUGAGAUUGGUCCUGUCUUUGUUCUGAUGGAAGAGGUGGUGCUGAGGAAGCUGCGGGAACUAAUUGGAUGGGAGAAAGGAGAUGGAAUAUUCUGUCCUGGAGGCUCCAUCUCCAACAUGUAUGGCAUGAAUGUGGCACGGUACCACUACUUCCCAGACAGUAAGCAGAAGGGAAAUUGGGCAAUACCAAAGUUGGCAGUGUUCACAUCACAGGAGUGUCACUACUCCAUCCAGAAGGGAGCAGCUUUCUUGGGCAUUGGCACAGACAAUGUCUACCUUGUUGCAGUGGAUGAAAGAGGGAAAAUGAUCCCAGCUGACCUGGAGAAACAGAUCGAACAAGCCAAAUCUGAGAAGGCAUUUCCUUUCUUUGUCAAUGCCACAUGUGGCACCACAGUUCUAGGAGCCUUUGACCCCAUGGUGGAGAUUGCAGAAGUGUGUGCAAGGCACAGGAUCUGGCUCCAUGUGGAUGCUGCAUGGGGUGGCAGUGCCCUCCUCUCCCAAAGACAUCGGCAUCUUUUGGAUGGAAUUGAGAGGGCAGAUUCAGUGGCUUGGAACCCUCACAAAAUGCUUAUGACUGGGCUGCAGUGUUCUGCCUUCUUGCUCCAAGAUAGCUCUGGUCUAUUGCAGAAGUGCCACUGUGCCAAAGCAACUUACCUAUUCCAGACUGACAAGUUCUACGACACAAUUUAUGACAGGGGUGACCAAACCAUUCAAUGUGGACGCAAAGUAGACUGCUUCAAGUUGUGGCUGAUGUGGAAGGCUAACGGCACCAAGGGCUUGGAGCAGAGAGUGGAUAGGGCCUUUGCCUUCACCAGGUAUAUGGCCAAUGAGAUGAAGAAGAGAGAAGGUUUUCAGCUGGUGAUAGAGCCUGAGUUCAUCAAUCUUUGUUUUUGGUAUGUGCCACCUAGCUUGCGAGGACAGGAGGGUCAAACUGACUAUUCUCUGCAACUAGGAAAAGUUGCUCCUGUAAUAAAGGAGCGGAUGAUGAAGAAAGGGUCCAUGAUGGUGGGCUAUCAGCCGCAUGGCAACAGGGUCAACUUCUUCCGCCAGAUUGUCACCAAUCCAGCAGUCACCAGAGAGGACCUGGACUUCUUCCUGGAUGAAAUUGAGAGGCUCGGCAGGGAUUUGUAGCAGUUUAGCUGUGCUCCUUUCUCCUUCUCCCCAUAGCCCAGUGGUGUGAACCCUAAUGAAGACUUGGACUCCUUUUGAAAUCCAACAGCCUUUGUAUUUUUUCUCCACUCAUGAUUUUUGCAACUUUUGCAAAAAUCAAAUAAAUCUACAGUUCCCUAAUGACUCUAA